UCCGUAUAGGAGGAAAUGCCGGGGAUUCAGCCAGUCCUUCUUGAACUCUCCAGAUCCCAGCCUUCAUUGCUAUCCUGCCAACCCCAAAUCCCCAGUUCCGCCGAGGUUCCCACGCCCAAUCUGGUGCGUAGCAGCGUCCGCCGGCGAUGGGCGGCAAGAGGAAGAGCACCGCGGACGUGAAGACGCCGCCGACAGUGGGCCGGCGGCCGGGCCGCCCGAGGAAGAACACGCCGCCGGAGGCGAUCCGGCGCCCGGGCCGCCCGAGGAAGAGCGAGCCGGGCGUCGAGGUGCCGCUGGCACGCAGCCCGGUCCCGGCCCAGACGCUGCCGUCGCCCAGAUCCGAGCGCGAGGAGCAGGCGAACGGCGGGCUGCUGGAGCUCGCGCGCGGCGCGGCGGCCAUAGCCGCGGCGGAGGAGGAGGAGGAGCAGGUCAGGAUGCGCUGCGACCUCUGCCAUGGCCCCCUCAGGCCCCCCAUCUACCAGUGCACCAGCGUGCAGCACGUCGCGUGCCGCGACUGCGGCGCCGGCGAGUGCCGCCCGUGCGGCGGGGACCCGGCCGCCGUCUUCGUCCACAACGCCCAGCUGGACGCCCUCUUCGGCUACAUCAGGGUGCCGUGCCCGUUCCGCAAGUUCGGGUGCGCCAGCUCCGUCGCCUACCGCGACCUGGCGGCGCACGAGACUGCGUGCGCGUGGGCUCCCUGCGCUUGCGCGGAGUGCGGGUACAAGGGGCCCCCGUCGGGCCUCCUGCGUCAUCUCACGGAGUUGUCCGGCCGGCACGCCUGGACCGCCCAUAGGAUCACCUACGGGAUGGACCACCGGUUCGCCGUCCCUGUGCCGGAGUCGUCGGAGCAGCAGUGCGAGGACCGCGGCCUCCUGAUCGCGGAGGACGGCGCCGUGUUCCUCGUGGCCGUGGGGGGCGCCGGCGGCGUCCGCCGCGUCACUGUGGUGUGCGUUAGGGGUAACGUUGGCACCGGGCCUGUGUACAGCUCCUCCGUCGAGGUGGCUGGCCCAGACGAGGCGCGCCGGCUGAAGCUUGAGAAGAAGGUGGCGGCGAGCUGCUCGGCCCCCGUCGAGUUCGAUGUGUUGGCGCAGCCGGAGUGCGACACGGUCCCCGUGUAUCCGGAGAUGCUGCACGGGGAGGAGCUCCAUCUGUGCAUCCGUAUCGGCAAGACGAAGAUCAUCUGUUCCUGAACCCAAGAGAAGCAUCAGCAAUGUAGCCCUGGAGACAUAUGUCUUCUCUAGUCUCGUUGAAGUAUUGGAUUGCCUUAGCAAUGUAGUCCUGAAGACAUAUGUGUCUCCUCUAGUCUCGUUGAAGUAUUGGAUUACCUUUGUUUACCUGGCUUAGGUAUGGUGGUAAGUUGCUUCCAGUCUCUCAAAUAUUCAGGGUUCAGUUGAGAACUGGGGUUUGGUGUUCAAGGUGACUUGGUUCGGUUGAAUCUAUCCGUGAAAUUUGGUGUUU
Molecule: messenger RNA, 1458 nt
Organism: Triticum urartu
Lineage: Eukaryota; Viridiplantae; Streptophyta; Magnoliopsida; Poales; Poaceae
Product: E3 ubiquitin-protein ligase SINA-like 4
Molecular function (GO): zinc ion binding
Source: RefSeq, a predicted model, not a curated record